CCGCAGCACGGCUCAAGAUGGCGGCGCGCGCGCAGCGGGGUGGCAUGGCUGCGGCCCUCCUCGCCGGUGCCCUGCUCGCCUUGGGCCGCCCGCCGCUCGCCCUCGGGCAGGCGACGGCGGCGGAAGGCUCAGCAGCAGCUCUGCCGCACCGCCGCUUUGAGUACAAGUACAGCUUCAAGGGGCCGCAUUUGGUGCAGGCGGACGGGACGGUGCCGUUCUGGGUGCAUACAGGCAAUGCCAUACCAAGUGCAGAUCAGAUUCGUAUAACAACGUCUUUGAAAAGCCAAAGAGGGUCAGUGUGGACAAAAACCAAGUCAAUAUUUGAAUAUUGGGAAGUCGAAGUGACCUUUCGAGUUACAGGAAGAGGCCGCAUUGGAGCUGAUGGAUUGGCAAUCUGGUUUACAGAAGAGCAAGGCUUGGAAGGCCCUGUUUUCGGGGCAGCAGAUCAAUGGAAUGGUGUUGGAAUUUUCUUCGAUUCCUUUGACAAUGAUGGAAAGAAAAACAAUCCUGGAGUGAUUGUUGUAGGCAACAAUGGUAAACUUCUGUAUGACCAUCAGAAUGAUGGUUCCACACAAGCAUUGGCAUCCUGUCAGAGGGACUUUCGUAACAAGCCCUAUCCUGUUCGAGUAAAGAUAACAUACUACAAAAAAACACUGACUGUAUUAAUUAAUAAUGGCUUUACUCCAGAUAAAGAAGACUAUGAAUUUUGUGCAAAAGUGGAAGACAUGGUGUUGCCAUUACAAGGCUAUUUUGGAAUAUCUGCAGCAACAGGGGGACUUGCAGAUGAUCAUGAUGUCCUGUCGUUUCUGACCUUCCAGUUGACUGAGCCUGGGAAGGAAGUACCAACGCCAGAUGCAGAAAUUCCUCAGAAAGAUAAAGAGAAGUAUCAGGAAGAGUUCGAGCACUUUCAACAAGAAUUGGAUAAAAAGAAGGAAGAAUUCCAAAAGGAACAUCCUGAUGUGCAAGGGCAGCCAGCGGAUGAUCUUUUUGAAACUGUAAGUGAUCGUGAACUGAGGCAAAUCUUUGAGGGGCAGAAUCGAAUUCAUCUUGAAAUAAAACAGCUGAAUAGGCAGUUGGACAUGAUUCUGGAUGAGCAGAGGAGAUACGUGUCUCUAAUCACCGAUGAGAUUGCUAAAAGAGGAGCUGGUUUGCCAGGUCAACAAGGGCAGGUUUCCCAGCAAGAGAUGCAGACAGUUGUGAAAACUCAAGAAGAGGUCAUUAGACAAGUAAAUGAAAUAAGAAAUUCUGUGGCUGAUACUCUGAGGUUGAUCAGUGGAGCUCAACAUCCUGGCUCUGCUGCCGGAGUUUAUGAAACAACUCAGCACUUCAAUGACAUCAAAGAACACCUUCAUGUAGUAAAGAGGGACAUUGAGCAUUUAGUACAACGAAAUAUGCCAUCUAGUGAGAAAUCAAAGUGUCCAGAACUGCCACCAUUUCCAUCGUGCUUAUCUACAGUGCACUUCUUCAUCUUUGUAGCGGUGCAAACAGUGCUAUUCAUUGGUUAUAUCAUGUAUAGGAGUCAACAAGAAGCAGCAGCCAAAAAGUUCUUUUGAUGACCUGUUCCCUUUGUGUGUACGUAACAGCAUUGUCUCCUUGGAACUUCCAUAUCUACCUUGUCACUCACUGGAUCAAAGGAAGGCUCCCAAUUGCCCAGCUCAAAUUUUGUCCUGUCUGUUCUUGAAAUCAUAGCAACAAAUUUGGACUUUAAGAAUGUUUGUCAGUCAAUGUAGCCUCCUGUUACAGCUGGCUACUAGAAGUUUCUUUUAACCCUAAUAGUAUGCUUGAUUCUUAUCAAGUAAGAUUUCAGGACUAGGAAGAGAAGACACCUUGGAAUCCAGUUUGAUAAUAUGGGGGAGAAAAAGUCUAAUAACUACGUGAAGUGUGGAUGCUAAGUAGCAAAUAUUUGGCAGUAACAAGAGAAUUUCAUUGUACUGGUCAGGGUAUAUUAUACAUGGUCACACCUGAAUCUUUCAAAAGUAAAACCCACAAUAUGGUUUGUAAAUUGCUUAACUUCCUGUUUGAAGAAAAUUUGACACUUAUCAAUGCAUCAAUUACUGUAACACCGAAUGCUAUCUACUGUUGGGGUUUUUUCUAAUUCAAACAGCUGACAUUGUCAUAUGUUUGUUUCUGACUAAUGUAAAUUGACACUUGGAGUUCAGAGAUAACAUUAUUUGAAUAAAGAUGCAUAUUUUUAGUAA
Messenger RNA from Strigops habroptila (Kakapo), 2198 nucleotides. RefSeq names its product lectin, mannose binding 1 (gene LMAN1). Gene Ontology annotation, cellular component: endoplasmic reticulum membrane; COPII-coated ER to Golgi transport vesicle; Golgi membrane. The transcript has 14 exons. Gene Ontology annotation, molecular function: D-mannose binding. Bases 18 to 1553 code for a protein of 511 amino acids. The record is from RefSeq and is a predicted model, not a curated record. Lineage: Eukaryota; Metazoa; Chordata; Aves; Psittaciformes; Psittacidae. Gene Ontology annotation, biological process: endoplasmic reticulum to Golgi vesicle-mediated transport; endoplasmic reticulum organization; Golgi organization.